AUGUCGUACUAUGACAUUGAUGCCAUCUUGACAGAUUCCCAAAAACUACCCUGCACGUUUGAAUUGGACGUACCUGGUCUUGGUAUUUUGGAGGGGAAUGCGGGGGAAAAUAUCAAAGCAGGAACGCGCAUUGAUUUGCCGUUAUGGCUGGGUGAGAUGCUUUCUAUCGGUGCCCGCCUGGGAACAUCUCGACUAGUCACGCUGGAUCUCCCCUCCGCGCUUUCAGAACGAGUCAUGAAUGCCUUGAAGGCUGAUCCUCGGACGGUGGAUCUGCGGUCCCUGGCACCGCAUUUCUAUAGUUUGAGUGAGCGAAUUCUGGAGCUGUUUGAGGAGGAGGAAUUGGUGGAGGUUUUGAGUAAUACGUUUAAGAAGCGUUCAGCGGUCAUUGCGGAUCAUGCGCAUAAUCCGCAGGGUGCUUUAGGGCAGGGAGCGGAUUUCUUGCGAGGGUUGGAUGAGACGGAGAGACAGCGUAUGUUCCACCGUUGUGUCUGUGUUGCUAAUUACUGA
Aspergillus luchuensis is the source of this 507-nucleotide messenger RNA. It is a transcript of the gene psf3, whose product is annotated as DNA replication protein PSF3. The transcript has 5 exons. Gene Ontology annotation, biological process: mitotic DNA replication initiation. Bases 1 to 507 code for a protein of 168 amino acids. The record is from RefSeq and is a predicted model, not a curated record. NCBI's taxonomy places the organism in Eukaryota, Fungi, Ascomycota, Eurotiomycetes, Eurotiales, Aspergillaceae. Gene Ontology annotation, cellular component: GINS complex.